Messenger RNA from Micropterus dolomieu (smallmouth bass), 2123 nucleotides. Its product is annotated as adhesion G protein-coupled receptor F5-like. Gene Ontology annotation, biological process: cell surface receptor signaling pathway; G protein-coupled receptor signaling pathway. Gene Ontology annotation, molecular function: G protein-coupled receptor activity. Lineage: Eukaryota; Metazoa; Chordata; Actinopteri; Centrarchiformes; Centrarchidae. Gene Ontology annotation, cellular component: membrane. The record is from RefSeq and is a predicted model, not a curated record. The annotation marks the transcript as partial. The transcript is spliced from 5 exons.
CAGUCCAGUGGUACCGUCGAUAAUGUUUCGUUCACAUUUGAUAUUAUAAACAAUACUCUGGGGAACGCUCAGUGUGUUUUCUGGAACUUCAGCCUCUUCAGUGGUCUCGGGGGAUGGGACAAUGGGGGCUGCGUGUUGGUAUCUAACAACACCAACGUCACCUGCAACUGCAACCACCUGACCUCAUUCUCUAUCCUUAUGUCACCCUACACCAUAUUUGACAUUGUGUUGGAUUACAUUACCUACAUUGGAGUUGGCAUAUCUAUGGCUUCCUUGGUCAUAUGCCUCAUUAUUGAAGCUAUCGUCUGGAGAAAAAUAAGAAGGAACACCACAUCUUACUUGCGUCAUGUUUCCAUUGUUAACAUCGCUGUGUCUCUCCUGAUUGCUGACAUCUGGUUCAUUAUUGGGGCCGCCAUCUCAGAUGCAAAGACAGUAAACCAAUCAGCAUGCACUGCGGCUACAUUUUUUAUCCAUUUUUUCUACCUUGCCCUGUUCUUCUGGAUGUUAGCCUCAGCUCUGCUGUUGUUCUACCGCACAGUCAGUGUCUUCGACGGGGGUUUGUCUAAAACAUCUAUGUUGGCUAUUGGAUUCUCUCUAGGCUACGGGGGCCCUCUCAUCAUCGCUGUCAUAACUAUAGCUGUAACUGCACCCCAAAAUGCGUACAUCCGAGACACUGGGGUCUGCUGGCUCAACUGGGAUAAAUCCAAAGCUCUACUGGCAUUUGUGAUCCCUGCACUGACAAUAGUGGUGAUAAACCUGUUAAUCCUGCUUGUUGUGAUUUACAAAAUGUUGAGAAGAAGGGUAGGAGACUCUGCACAAGCAGCUGAGAGGCAUGUUUUGGUGGUUAUCGCUAGGAGUUUGGCUGUCCUCACACCAUUUUUUGGAUUAACGUGGGGUCUGGGAGCCGGAAUCCUCGCCGACCCAAACAAUAGAGCAAUCAAUAUUUCAUUUGCAUUCUUCAAUUCACUACAGGGUUUCUUCAUCUUGGUGUUUGGAACUCUGUUGGACAAAAAGGUGCGGUCAGAAUUAACAAUAGGGUCACAAGCUUCCGGAGGUGGAACAAGGAGCACCAGUGCUGGAAACUCAUCAAGUUUUUUUAGCUUUUUCCGGAACUGGAGGAGAGGAAGAGAUGGUUACAACAUGUCAUCUAGUGCAUCUGGUGCAACUCACUCCUACUCCAACCCCUGAUGAUCUCUGCAGACAGAAUGACAACCAACCAAUCAAACCAACAGUUUCUUUUUUUUCUUUUCUCCACCACAGCUAUAACAAGUUAAAUGUAUCAUGGUUAGAUAUUAAGUAUAAUGUAACAUGGAAGAAGAAUCAGGCUUGUUCUUUUGAAAAACUAAGCCAUAAGCUAUAUUUUUAACGUUUUAUUUUGCUCACAACAACACUAUGUAAUACACACCAUCAAAAAGAUUUAUUAGUAUUACAUGAUGUAUGCUGGAUGUAUAGUUUUAACUGUACUGUAGUAGUAACUGCUUUUAACAAUUCUCAAUAGAUCACUGCUGUUUUUGACAAAAACAUUUAUAUGUAAUUCCUACCAAGAGCACAUAGAGAAGAUAUAGAAGAGAUUUUAUAUCUGAUGUACUGUAAAAGUUCACAUAGUUGCACUUGGCUACAUUUGUAUUUGUAUUUGUAUUCAUCAAGUAUUCAUCACAACCAACAACAUGUCUACAAAGUAGAUGCAAAAUGGCUCUAGAUUUGGCUUACUUUGCCAAUCAAAUCAGUUAGACAAUGUAAGUUGCCUUACACAGAUCAGUGAACUUGUUUACUCGGGGGUGGCGUCACAAUGACAAAUUGACUUAGACAGGACUAUCAGUCAAAUAUAAUUCCAAAGCCACUUUCUACUCUUACCCUCGCUGAUCUACACAUAGUCCUGCUGUAUGUAAAGUGCACACGACCCCUGAAGAGCCCUCAACCCAGUUAAACAUCAGCAGCUGCUUCUGGAAGCAUUGUUUUUGCAUAUCCAUAAUGCCAACACUACAUAAUAAGUUAUAAUUAUGUAAAAAUAUAUUUUAGAAACAUGUUACUGUCAUAUGAGAAAAUUUGUGUGUGUGUGUGUGUGUGUGUGUGUGUGUGCGUGUGUGUGUGUUUGUGUGUGUAAAACAAAUGCACUUGAUAAU